Molecule: messenger RNA, 1785 nt
Organism: Pomacea canaliculata
Lineage: Eukaryota; Metazoa; Mollusca; Gastropoda; Architaenioglossa; Ampullariidae
Product: transmembrane protein 19-like
Exons: 7
Coding region: 456-1688 (410 amino acids)
Cellular component (GO): membrane
Source: RefSeq, a predicted model, not a curated record
UGUUGUCUGCAAGCCUAGCAUACUGUCUACAUCGUAGAAGUCUGAGGGCUAUAUAAAAUGAUUUGAGAAUGUUAAGAUUGCGUUACUGUUAGUGUACUGAUUAGGAGCUUUUAAAAUUGGGAAAAAAUCUUUCGUUCCAUGUGAUGGAAUCUAUUAGGUUGCUCAUGUCGGUGCUUAUGUAUUGAGCAGAUCACAGAUUCACUGUUGCGCAUGCCGUGAUAUCCAAAUAAGGGUUGUAACCCUUUAGGAAGACCACGAGCUUACCAUUAUUAAUUAAUAAAAGUACACUUUAGUUUCUCUGGACUUACAAGUACGUUUUCGCAAUAUAUGGAGGAUAGUAACUAUACAGAAAAACAUCAACUCAGUAAUAAAGGUGAAUUCUGCAUCCAGUCACGACGUUGAACUGUGACUCCCUCGAUUGGAUAUUUUACUAGCAUCUAGACAAGGACUUCAAAAUGAUCUUAGUUGGGGCCAUUGCUGUACUCAUUCUAGUAACAUCAGUACUUUGGAUUGGAGCUUGGCUUUAUGGAACAAUAAGUGAAGAUUUCAAAGCACCAGAACCAUGGCGGUGGUUUGUGGCGUGCAUUGCUCCAAUGAUGAUUGCUGUCUAUGGGCUGAAAAAAAGAAAUCUUUGCACUUCGGGCGCUGUUGCUGGUGUUAUUAUUGGGUUCCUCCUCACACUAAGCAACUUAUGUUUUUUUGCUGCCUUGUUGAGCUUCUUCUUUAUUGGAUCUCGAGCAACAAAGUUUAAAAGUCACCUAAAGCGAAAGUUGGAAAUAGACUUUAAAGAAGGUGGUCAGAGGAACUGGAUACAAGUUGUGUGCAAUGGUGGAGUAGCUGCCUGGUUGGCUAUAAUCUACAUGAUUGAGGUUGGAUGUACCGAACUGCCAAUUAAUUUUAAAAGACAUUACACAUCAUCAUGGCUGGCUAUGGCAGUCUUAGGGUCCCUUUCUUGCUGUUGUGGAGAUACACUUGCUUCAGAGUUGGGUACAGUGAUUGGUGAAAGUUCUCCCCGGCUUAUCACCAACUUCAAAAUUGUUCCUAAAGGCACAAAUGGUGGCAUAUCAGCAGCUGGAACAAUUGCUAGUGGGAUAGGAGGUUUACUGGUGGGUGCUGCAUACUAUGCAGUUCUGCUGGCUACACUGCAAGAUCUUCCUCUCGUGGAAAACCCACCUCAGUGGCCACUGCUACUUGUAGCAACGCUGAGUGGCAUUCUAGGUUCCAUGAUCGACUCUCUGCUUGGUGCCACUGUUCAGUAUUCAGGCAUAAAUCAGAAGACUGGUGUGAUUGUUGAAAGGCCAGACAAGAAUGUCGAACACAUAAGUGGCCAUGCAUUACUAGACAAUCACAGUGUGAACCUUCUUGCCUCUAUUCUGACUGCCUUGUUAUCUCCAGCCAUUGCUUCAACCAUCUGGGUUCAUUUUUGUGUGAACUUUUAUGAUAUUAUGGCAGAUUUUUCUUUCAACACUGAUAUACAUUAUGUAACAAUGACAAUAACAAUAACAGUCAACUUUAUUAGUCCCAACGGGCAAUUAAAAUGGGAGGUGUGCUCUGUUUCCAAAACAUAUAUAUAUAUGAAAAAUUGUUGUAUCUGGAAUGAUUUUCUUAAAUUUGAAUUUGAAAAAUUAAUAGUAGAUGAAAAAGGAAUACAUAAUGUCUGCUUGCAUGUUAAAUACAAGGGUGAAUGAAAGAAAAGAGUGAAACCUUAGUAUCACUAAGUUUAUGAAACCUUUUGGGAUCAAAUUGUCAGAAUACAUAAAAACUUGGAAGAUUUCUUGUACCUAA